Exserohilum turcica Et28A is the source of this 651-nucleotide messenger RNA. RefSeq lists its product as uncharacterized. Lineage: Eukaryota; Fungi; Ascomycota; Dothideomycetes; Pleosporales; Pleosporaceae. The transcript has 3 exons. The record is from RefSeq and is a predicted model, not a curated record. The coding region runs from base 36 to 395 and encodes 119 amino acids.
GAGCCCCAAUUGAACCACGAACACAAUCGCCCAUCAUGCCGCAGGAUAUGCCGCCACAGGGCGGCUACAGGCCCGUCCAGUACAAGCGCAACCUGCCCGUUCGAGGCUUCCGCCCCGCCGUAUACAUCUUCGGAACCGCGGGACUCAUGACAUAUGGAUUCUGGAGGGUUGGACAGGGUAUCAGGGAGCACAACGAACUCGCACGCGAGAAGAUGUGGGCGCGGAUAUACCUCAUUCCGGCACUACAAGCAGAGGAAGACCGUGACCAAGUGCGGAGAUACCUGGCAGACAAGGCUAGGGAGAAGGAAUUGUUGGGCACAGAGACCAAGAUCUACCAUAGUGACAGAUUCGUUCGACCUACCUUUGCGAUUACCCCCGAGCACGAGACGAAGUAGGGACUGGCAUAUCGUUGUACAUGUAAAAUCGAAUUCGAAAGUCUCUAGCAAGCUUCGUAUCUACCAUGUCAUAAGAAGCAAGCCGAACAAUACUUCUUGUGUGUAGAGACUUGCCCAUUCUAUACAGAACCAGAUGUUAACAUCAGGUCAUUCUAAUGGCAGUGGUUCAGCUGCUUACAAUGCACAAAUAUGGACCAGUUGCAGCCUUAGAAGGGACACUGACUGUACGCUCAUCUGUCAUAGGCCAAAUGCCUUA